Messenger RNA from Blastomyces dermatitidis ER-3, 1436 nucleotides. RefSeq lists its product as uncharacterized. The record is from RefSeq and is a predicted model, not a curated record. The coding region runs from base 154 to 1101 and encodes 315 amino acids. NCBI's taxonomy places the organism in Eukaryota, Fungi, Ascomycota, Eurotiomycetes, Onygenales, Ajellomycetaceae. The transcript has a single exon.
AUUUCAUCCGUAACACCUCAGAUGGCAGCUGUUGCUCCAACUCGAAAUCAUCAUUGACCUCUGGCUCAAACUAGUCCUGGCGGCUUUUAGAGAAUUGUCACAAUAUCUGCCUUACAGGAACCGAGUUCUACCCACGGAAUUGGAGGCGCAAGAAUGCCGAGAGGCAAAAGGCACUCAAAGCCCGCCCGAAAGAAAAUCCGACCACAAUGCUCGGCACUGACGCGUUCCUACGAUGCAUGCAAAAAUCGAGCGACUUCCUCACGAGCGCGGCAGGGACUCCCAGUGUGCUGGUCUCAUAGAAAGCUUGGCCUCUCAGUGGCUUUUUGCCAGGCGCCGCUUGGGGGCAGUCGCAAAUGCCUCAAAAAGAUUCCUUGGACCGAAAUACAGCUUUGUUUCAAGCACAUAGAACUUGCCUUGCCAUGCUACAUACUGCGUCUGCCACUCGAACUUCGUCAACAAAUUUUCUCAUACAUUCUCAAUGAAUAUCAGAGCAGCUAUGCGAAAUUUUACACAUAUUACAGCUUUCUCAAAGUGGCGCGUUUGAAUCGUCAGAUAUUUGAGGAUGCAACUGAUGUCCUCUACCGAAAACUGGUCUGCGAUAUCUUCCUGUCUGGCAAGGAUGUGUACAUCUUGGGAAGAAAAUGCCACUCAAUUCAAACUGGUUCCUGGCAAAGGUUUAAACAACUUACCUUCCAAUUGAAUAUUUCGGUUGAUCAUUCAGGAAGGCAUGGGCCUAUCCUUGAAAAUGUUCAGUUGAUUGCAUCACAUCUUCAGGGUUCCAAUCUCAUCAAGCUCCAUAUUUGUCUUGAUUCGGUGUGGUUUUGGUACACGCGCCGUAGAAGUGUUGAACUUAUUCGCAACUUCUUACCCUCGUACUUGGAUCCAUUUCGGCAGUUGGGGAGGGUGAGGGAGCUUAGUGUCGCGUUGAGCCCGAAGAUGUCAGGCAGGUCGAAUGAAAUCGAAUUGUGGAUGGAAGAUAUGUCAAAUGACUCUGAAGCCAUGGCCAUGGCAAUGGAAUGGAAAAGAUAUUAUGAAGAAUGGACUGAGAACUUGAAGCGGGAGUGCCUGGAGAAAGGCGUAGGAAAAUGCUUUGAAUUCUAAAUCAUGUAAAAUCAAAGUCUUUUAUUGGUAGUUAGAGAGCCAUCGUACGAAGAGAGAAGCUGUAGUGAAGAGUGCACUUGAGAAAACAACAAGAAGCACAAAAUAAUUCAUUUUAAUUCUUGUUUUAUCAGAUAGCUUUGACAUUGUAAUAUGCAUUCAGUAACUGAGCUCUCUUUAUCAGUGUAAUGAGAAUAGAGAUGUGCACUUCUGACAGCAUAAGAACAGAAGCAGUGUAAAUGUGGCGGGCUGCGCCCGAUCAAUCAUAUAGACUAUUCCGUACACUCCAUAGAUUCCUACCGCCCCAUUCCCGAUCGCCGAUCCUCGGCCGCCACAAA